Messenger RNA from Kockovaella imperatae, 1337 nucleotides. RefSeq lists its product as hypothetical. The transcript is spliced from 4 exons. The record is from RefSeq and is a predicted model, not a curated record. Lineage: Eukaryota; Fungi; Basidiomycota; Tremellomycetes; Tremellales; Cuniculitremaceae. Gene Ontology annotation, cellular component: nucleolus; nucleoplasm. Bases 133 to 1200 code for a protein of 355 amino acids.
GACCUUCUACACCUGGAUCGAUAGGGUCCAGCGCACCGUGGGCGAAAACAACUCCACCAUCCCGAGAUGCUGCAAACUCUUCCGGUCUUCAACAUCCUGCGCCUUCACGUGCAAGACUGAUCUCCAGCUCGAAUGUCGCCAUGGGAUCGGGUCAAGGGAUCGGCGGCUCAGCCCCUAAACGAGCUUGGAAGACUGUAUCUGCUGCCGAGAGACGAGCUGCCAUCGGUAUGGCUAGGGAUUUUCCGACGGCAUCAGAGGUUGCAGAAGGAGAUUCUCAAAGGUCUCAAUGCAUUCACUCAGCUCGGCACAGAUCACCGAUGGGAUGACGAAGACGAUGACGAUGAUGUCCUCGACUUUGGAGAUGGCAUGGUGUACCCUACUUAUGAAGAGGGUCCCGGAACGAAGGAGGUCGAACCCGAGCCUAAUCUAGAUGCUCCAGUCUCCAAGUCUGAGCGUUUCGUCGAAGAUUUCGAUAGAAGCUGGCCGAGGAGAGCACCUCUACCAAUCGCUUCAGAAACCCCGACUGCCCCACCGACUUCGACUGCUUUGCCUCAGAAACCGGCUCAAGAUGCAGAAAGAGUCCUGUUCAAUGCCAACUCAAAUCGAAUGGAAGCACCGCGUCGCCAACCACCACCAACCCAGAACCAGCCUUUACCUCCUCCUACCAAACUCCUUUCAAGAUCUUCCGAUACGGGCAAUGCGCCGGCCCUUCCCCGGACGUUUGACCGACCACUACCACCACAUCUGCAAGGCGAUGAAAUGCAGUCUACAUCCCGCGACGCUCAGGCAACAUCAAGGCGAUCACCCUGGGGUGCAGAUGCGCAUACUCCACAGAACCCUUCUCAGACCCGCACCUCCCCUCAAGCUCCGUUGUCAUCUCUUCCUCCCCGAAAGUCUUUCAGCCAACAUCCUCAUCAGCAGCAGCAGACGCUACACCCGCAGCAGCAGCAGCAGCAGCACAACAACAACAACAACAACAACAACAACAACAACAACAACAGCAGCAGCAGCAGCAGCAGCAACAACAACAACAACAGCAACAACACCAGCAGUCACAGAUGGGUCAGCCGCCGUCCAUUAACCAGAGCGCUGCGGCACACCCAACAGCCCCAGUCACCAAUACAUCCGUGCCUGCCAUGGUGCCUGUCGUCGAUUCGCAGACCCAGGAAAUGCAUGCUGCAGCUGAAAAAGCGAGAUUAAGGCGAUUGGCCGAAGAACAAGAAAGAGAAGCUGCAGCUGAGCGAGCACGGAAAAAGGCAAAGGAGUUGGAGGAGCGAUUCGGAUCGAAACCCUCAGCUUCGGCUACAAAUACGACAUCUACAGACGCUCCCAAGCUA